CAGAAGAUCAUGAACCCGCCAAUAUAAGCUCGCUUGCCUCACAGUCCAACUCGGAGAAACGAACACUUAGUUAGAUAGGUAACUCGUUCAACUCAACUCAGUUGGCUGCCUAUGGCUUCUCUCCACACCAUUUCUCCCCAUAGUCUCCUUCCUCUUUCCAAAUCCAAAAAAGCCACCGCGAAAACCCUUCCCAACUCGAAUUUUCUCGGCUCAAAAUAUCGUGAGAGCCCAAUUUUCUCUAGAAGCAAACGUAGAACUGAGAGUUGGUUCUUGAACUCCGUUGUGCAAGAAGAGCUUGAUGUUAUCCCAGUACAGAGUAGAGACAGCACGGACCAGCAAGAAGGGAUGGCGGUGAGUCAGGUAGAGAGCGAAGGGACUGAGUUGGCGACUCAAGUUAGCGGGUUUGGAUCGAAUGAGGGGCAACUGUCUUUUGAGGGGUUUUCUUCUCCUUCUAGUUCUGGUAUUGGAGAUGAUGGAGGGAGACAGAGCGAAUCCGAAAUGGAUAGAUUAAUUGAUAGGACUAUAAACGCAAUGAUUGUUCUUGCUGCUGGUUCUUAUGCCAUAACCAAGUUGCUUACAAUUGAUCAUGAUUACUGGCACGGGUGGACCUUUUAUGAGAUACUGAGAUAUGCCCCUCAACACAAUUGGAGUGCUUACGGGGAGGCUCUUAAGACAAAUCCAGUUUUAGCAAAAAUGAUGAUCAGUGGAGUGGUCUAUUCUGUAGGGGAUUGGAUUGCACAGUGUUUUGAAGGUAAACCACUCUUUGAGUUUGAUCGAGCACGAAUGUUUAGAUCAGGCCUUGUUGGCUUUACAUUACAUGGCUCUCUUUCACAUUACUACUACCAGUUUUGUGAGGAGCUUUUUCCAUUUCAAGACUGGUGGGUGGUUCCUGCCAAAGUGGCCUUUGACCAAACUGCAUGGGCAGCAGUUUGGAACAGCAUCUAUUAUACAGCAUUGGGAUUUCUACGUCUGGAAUCCCCCGCCAACAUUUUUAGUGAAUUAAAGGCUACAUUCUGGCCGAUGCUAACUGCAGGGUGGAAACUGUGGCCUUUUGCUCAUCUUAUUACAUAUGGUGUGAUUCCAGUAGAACAAAGGCUUCUUUGGGUGGACUGUGUAGAACUCAUUUGGGUGACAAUACUCUCAACAUAUUCAAAUGAGAAAUCAGAAGCAAGAAUAUCCGAGACACCAGCAGAAGCAGGUUCCAGUUCUUUGUUGAAAGGCCCUCCUGAGGUGAGUAGAUUAAAUGCUAACAAUCAGGAGAGUUUGAAAGAUGAGUUGCUCAAGUUGGUUGUAAGAGUUGAGAGUUGAACCCACAAUGCGAUGGAAAAAUUGCAAUGCGGAAAUUUUAUGGACAGACGGGUUAUAGAAUAUACCACGCACAUCUUGCAUACUUGCAUACGUAUGUAUGAAGAUAUGAAGAUUAGACAUACUUUCUGAGAUGAUACACAAUAGCCUUUCUAGUUCCUCCUAACUGUAAAAAUCACAUGACAUGGUACUGGAAAUUUUCUAUGGAAUAUAGAAUUUUCUUUCUUCAA
Messenger RNA from Hevea brasiliensis (rubber tree), 1535 nucleotides. RefSeq lists its product as uncharacterized. Lineage: Eukaryota; Viridiplantae; Streptophyta; Magnoliopsida; Malpighiales; Euphorbiaceae. Gene Ontology annotation, cellular component: membrane; cytoplasm. The record is from RefSeq and is a predicted model, not a curated record. Bases 112 to 1308 code for a protein of 398 amino acids. The transcript is spliced from 7 exons.